This is a messenger RNA of Penicillium alfredii, 1545 nucleotides long. Its product is annotated as NTF2 and RRM domain protein. Lineage: Eukaryota; Fungi; Ascomycota; Eurotiomycetes; Eurotiales; Aspergillaceae. The record is from RefSeq and is a predicted model, not a curated record. The transcript has 3 exons. Gene Ontology annotation, cellular component: cytosol; ribonucleoprotein complex; Ubp3-Bre5 deubiquitination complex. Gene Ontology annotation, molecular function: mRNA binding. Gene Ontology annotation, biological process: ribophagy; protein deubiquitination. Bases 1 to 1545 code for a protein of 514 amino acids.
AUGGCCGACAUGACCCAGGCUCCCAUCAACGGCAAUUACCCUGCGCAUCAUGCCUACCCAGAUUCCUUCAACCACACCCAUGUGGCCAUGAACACCGCGGCGAGCUUCCAGCCCGCUCAGUCCUCCACCCCUACCACCGCCACCCCUACCGACCAUCAGAAGAAUGAGAUCUCCAAGGACGAGGUGGGUUGGUUUUUCGUUGAGCAGUACUACACCACCAUGAGCCGUAACCCGGACAAGCUGCACCUAUUCUACUCGCGGCGCUCGCAGCUUGUCUUCGGUACCGAGGCCGAAUCCGUGCCCGUUACCGUCGGUACCAAGGCCAUCAACGACAAGAUCAAGCAGCUGGACUUCCAGGAGUGCAAGGUUCGCGUCCUGAAUGUUGACUCUCAGGCCUCUUUUGACAACAUCUUGGUCUCGGUCAUUGGCGAGAUCUCCAACAAGUCUGAGCCAUCCCGCAAAUUCGCGCAGACCUUCGUUCUGGCUGAGCAGCCUAAUGGAUACUAUGUGCUCAACGACAUCUUCCGGUACCUGGUUGAGGAAGAUGAGGAAAUCGUCCACGAGGAGCCCGCCGUUGCUGCGCCUGCCGCGGAACUCCCCAAGCCCGCCGCAGCGGUGCCUGCAGCCGAGACGCAGGUGACCAAUGAAGCAGCGGUCUCCAAGGUCGAUGAGAAGCUCGAAAAGGCAGAGGUCAACGGAGAGAUUGAACAGCCCAAGGCGGCAGCUCCGCAAACCAACGGCACCCCGGCCCAGGAGACCCCGGCUGCGGCCCCCGCUGUUGAGGAUGACCUUGUCAAGAACGAGAAGCCUCUGACCCCUGAGCCUUCUCCUGUUCCGGAGCAGAAAGAGGCCCCUGCUGCCGAGAAGGAGUCUGCUGCCUCCAAGAACCUCCCCAAGACCUGGGCCAACAUCGCGUCCAAGCCGGGUUCUACGGUGCCUGUGGUCCCUGCUAUCCCGGCCGCGACCCCCAAGGCAAACCCUCCCACUGCCCCGGCUUCUAAUGCUCCUCAGCCCGCUGCCGCCGCUGCUCCGGCCGCCCAGGAAGCCGUCCGCUCCCAGGAGGCUGCUUCCAACGACGGAUCGGGAUGGCAAACCGCCGGCCACGACCACAAGAAGACCCAAUCUCGUGCCGGUGAGGAGCAGCCAGUUCUUGGCUACAUCAAGAGCGUGACCGACAAGGUGGACGCCAAUCAGCUCAAGCAGACUCUGUCCCGCUUCGGCAAGCUCAAGUAUUUCGACGUCAGCCGCCCAAAGAACUGCGCUUUCGUGGAGUUCGCUGACCCCGCCGGGUAUGCUGCUGCCGUUGCCGCCAACCCUCACCAAAUUGGUAGCGAGCAAAUCUUUGUCGAGGAGCGCCGUCCCCGAGGCAAUGCCUAUGGCAGCAACGGCUACGGUGCUGGCCGUGGUUCCGGCCGUGGUCGUGGCGACCGUGCGGGUAGCCAGGGCCGUGGUGGCUUCCAGCGCGAUGGUCGGGGAGGCUUCACCCCUCGCGGUCGAGGCGGCAAUGUGGCUGCCAAGGGCCGUAGCCAGGCUCAGGCUGCCUAA